AGAGGGGUCCGGCGCUGGGCAACCAGGAUGGUGGGGUCCGUGCCGCCUGGAACCUGAGUGAAGAGCACCGCAAUCUCAAAAUUUUCGACCUGGUCCUUCCCAACCCCACCUUCACUUAUUACUUAUUUCUACCUGAACCUCGACACAUCCUCCUUCUGCUUCUUCUUCCACAGAUACCCCUUUCCCUUCCCUCUACACACUCUUCAAAACGCAAAAAUGGGCUUCGCCGACCUUCUCACUGAUGCUGGUGCUGCCAUGCUGAACAGCUGGCUCACCACCCGCUCCUACAUCGUCGGCUCCACCCCUUCCCAGGCCGACGUUGCCACCUUCAAGGCUCUUACCUCUGCCCCUGAUGCCGAGAAGUACCCCCACGCCGCCAGAUGGUACAAGCACAUCGCCUCCUACGAGAGCGACUUCGCCACCCUUCCCGGUGAUGCGUCCAAGUCCUACUCCGUCUACGGCCCUGAGGCCACUGAGCUCCCCGUGAACCCCGCCAAGGCCCCCGCCGCCGAGGAGGAUGACGAGGAUGUCGACCUGUUCGGCUCCGACGACGAGGAGGAGGACGCCGAGGCUGCUCGCAUCCGUGAGGAGCGCCUCGCCGAGUACAAGAAGAAGAAGGACAACAAGCCCAAGCUUGCUGCCAAGUCUGUUGUGACCAUGGAUGUCAAGCCCUGGGAUGACGAGACUGACAUGGCUGCCCUCGAGGCUGCUGUCCGCGGCAUCGAGAAGGAUGGUCUCGUUUGGGGUGCUUCCAAGCUCGUCCCCGUCGGUUUCGGUAUCAGGAAGCUCCAGAUCAACCUCGUCAUCGAGGACGACAAGAUCAGCUUGUCUGACCUUGAGGAGGAGAUUGCCGAGUUUGAGGACUACGUCCAGUCCGUGGACAUUGCUGCUAUGCAGAAGCUGUAAGAAGCUUUAUGAUGAUCGGGAGGGAUGAUUUCACGAGGCAUGAUGGUGGAGACAUGAAAAAAAUUCCAUAGAAUCCUCACAAGAAAGGUUAUGGCUCAGGAAACGCAACAGUUUCUGGCACCAACAAAGGCAGCGUCCUUUGUCGCACAAAUAGUGCGGGCUUAAGGCCUUUUAUGAAUACAAAUGAGGUUAUGAAAACCUUUUGAAGAAGACAA
Molecule: messenger RNA, 1121 nt
Organism: Colletotrichum phormii
Lineage: Eukaryota; Fungi; Ascomycota; Sordariomycetes; Glomerellales; Glomerellaceae
Product: EF-1 guanine nucleotide exchange domain-containing protein
Exons: 4
Coding region: 217-906 (229 amino acids)
Biological process (GO): translational elongation
Cellular component (GO): cytosol; eukaryotic translation elongation factor 1 complex
Molecular function (GO): guanyl-nucleotide exchange factor activity; translation elongation factor activity
Source: RefSeq, a predicted model, not a curated record